Molecule: messenger RNA, 2556 nt
Organism: Anisakis simplex (herring worm)
Lineage: Eukaryota; Metazoa; Nematoda; Chromadorea; Rhabditida; Anisakidae
Source: the annotation of a GenBank genome assembly
AUGCAACUGCAGCAAAGUCAGUCAGCACAAAUUGCGAUGACAAACGCCGCGUCAGACAGCAGUAAUACCAAAAUAGCAGCAAAAUCAGCGAUUAGAACAACACCGAACGCCUCUCAAUUUAUACCACAACCUCUACUGACCUCAUCUCAGGUACCAUCUUCAAAUGAUAACAAUGCUCAAGUGCCUCCAUCGUACAAUGCCAACAAAGGACCGUCGUCAACAAAUGCAUCAAUGUUUCGGGUGCAAAUGUGGUCAAAUAACUUCGACAGUGGUGUACAAUCCCUCAAUCAUAGUUCGGCAGCCUCGUUACUGUCGAUGAGCUGCUCAUCGAUUCGAUGUGGAUCAUCGCAGAUCUCGACGAUGUCAUCAGAGGAGAUGGAUCAACAGCAGCAGUUAACGGAUCAGCAACAACAGAAGUUCGACAAGAUUCCAGCAUCGAUCGGUCGAUUGAAAUCAAGCUCCACAUCUGCUUCGUCCACAUCCACUGCAGUCAGCUCGGUGACUGCAAAUCAAGAGUCGAAUGAUGAGAAUCAAAUCCGAAACGCCAUACCCGAGUUGAUCAAUCUGUUAUGUGAUCAAGAUGAGGUGGUCGUGCAGCGUGCCGCAAUUAUGGUUCAAAAUAUCGCCAAAAUGGACAGUGAACAACCCCUGUACAGUGAGCAAUCGCCUCUACUCGAUCCGUACAAAGUGAUACCCUCACUCAAACUUCUGCUCGGUAAACGAUCCAAUUCAUCAGCGAUCAUCAAGCCCACUCUCGGUGCGCUCUUUCAAAUCUCUGAGCGUUCUGAUGGACUCGAAGCAAUUCUACGAUUUAACGAACAGUCGAAUGGCGCUUUGUUAACAGAUAUCAUUCAGCAUAUUAAGUUCACUGGAGGAACGGCAAUUCGAUAUGCAAUUCUGACGUUUCACACAAUCAUCGCAGAUCGACAGUCGCAAACUAUUCACGUGAGAAAUAUCGAACGUGCACGAAGUAACGGUGCUUUGCAGUCAAUAACCUACUUCUUAGAUCAUGAAUGCAACGAAAAGUUAUUAUCGGUUCUCGUCGAAUGUGUUCGCUUGUUGUGCGAUAAGUCAACGUCACAACGCGUUCGUUUCUUAUUCAUUUCUGUUUUGCUCGUUAUGGAUAAUAACAACAAUCUUCGUUACCGUUGCGCUCUUUCUGGCAACUCGAAUGUUCAUGUUAAGAAUGUCAGUGCGGUUGAUCCAAUGAUAGUGUUGUAUUGUACGGGUAUAUUGUCGAAUCUGUUGGCCAAUAAUCAACGAAACAAAGAAUUCGUCUUUAUGAAUGGUGCCAUCUCAAUCCUCUAUCGAGUGCUGAUCAACUCCUAUAGUAUACCCGCAAUUACACCCAACCAACAACAGCGCGUCGAGGAUAUUCAGGAACGGGCAUUGGCAACAUUGCGACAUCUAUGUGUAGGACAUGCGCAUCAACAGGAAGCACAAAAAGGAGUGAUUCAAACCGAAAUGGGUUGUGAGUUUCUUCUGAGGAAAUUAACUGAAAUGAGGCCGUCAAUCCUUAAACAAACACUUCAGAUACUGAAUAAAGCAGUUUUACAAGAUUGCAAUUUGCAAACAAUUAAAGAGACUCGCUUACGGCUGUCACCAGAAUAUGAAACGAAUUUCACCGAGAGGAUUAUUGUGGUGCUGAAAGUCGCUUGUGAGCAAUUACCUUCUGUAAGUUUCCUUGUUUAUUAUUAUUACAUAAUAUUGGCUGAUGAUAAUGAUAGUAAAAUUGAGAUGGUAUAUUUGAUGCGUAGAUCAGAGUAUAUGUUGUACGGAGGAGAUGAUGAGCAACGAAAUGCGGUGUUGAUAACGCUACCCAUUUAUUGUUUAUAUCAACGAUAUGUGGACGAUGAGAAUAUUAUUCGAUCAGCUCUCGGCUUGAUUUCCGAACUGGCUUGCAAUCAAGAGAUGGCAAGUGUUUAUGCGUGUGACAGUACAUUGUUGAGUGCGUUUGAACAUUAUUCAACAAGUCGUAAUCAGGCAUUUGGUUCGUUUGAUUAUAUACCUCGUUUUGAGGCGAUGUCGUUGACACCAUCAGUGAGUACAAAUUCGACCGAAUUAACACAGCAACCAUUGAUAAUUGAUGAACGUGAAGGUAUGCCUUCUUCAUACAGUAACAAUAAUAUUGUCACUGAUAUGGAGUGUUCUUCUGAGGUCUGGCCUGAGGUAAGGCUGAAUGAAUGUUUUAAGGACGAUCUGUCAGGUCUAUCAUUGAAUGAUGACCCAUUCGCAAGCAUGUUCUGCUCACAUCCAUUCGACUCAUCCCAACAACAAUCACAUCGAAUCGUAUAUCCGCCUGGUACAAGUCGGAUAUCGUCAUCAGUGUCAUCGAGUGAAACGGGAACACCAGCAGUAAUAGCAACUACCGUGCCGUCUCAACCCACAGCAACAAAUACAUCUUUCAUCUAUAAUCCUAAUAGUAACGUGAACAAUAAUCAUUUCUACCACAACUCUAGUUCAAACAUAAGUAGUGUGCAGAUGGGAAGUCCAGAAGCGCAUGCUGCACCGUGGCAUGAUCCUUCGUCGAUUCCUUUUCAUAAUUAUCAGUUGUAG